Octopus bimaculoides (California two-spot octopus) is the source of this 5690-nucleotide messenger RNA. RefSeq lists its product as uncharacterized. The record is from RefSeq and is a predicted model, not a curated record. Gene Ontology annotation, biological process: regulation of transcription by RNA polymerase II. Lineage: Eukaryota; Metazoa; Mollusca; Cephalopoda; Octopoda; Octopodidae. Gene Ontology annotation, molecular function: DNA-binding transcription factor activity, RNA polymerase II-specific; RNA polymerase II cis-regulatory region sequence-specific DNA binding.
AUUUUGAGGGAGGGGGCAAGUCGGUUAGAUCGACUCCAGUGCGGAACUGGUACUUAAUUUAUCGACCCCGAACGGUUAAGACGACUUUGACAGAAUUUGGGAUCUAUUUUAAAACGGGGGCGCCAGUUUUCAUUUAUGUUUUAUGUAGUGUUUUUGGUAUGGAAAGACUUUCAAACUUCGUAUACUUAUCUAUUUUGUGUUAUAGAACAGAAAAAUAUUUUUGUAUUCGAAUUUAUUUCACGUAAAAAAUUGUCUUAUUUCGAUAAUUUCUACUAAUCACUGACGUCUAUUCAGUUGAAAACAGUUAGCGCUGUAACGGUGUAUAUCGUAUUAAUCCCCUAACCCUAACUAGACUGUUAACCGUAACCCUAACUCUAAAAUUGUUACACACAUAGAUACGCACAGCGUAAUUUAUUAUAUAAACAAUAUAUGCGUAUAAAUUACGAUUAAACCGGAUGAAAUAUGUCACAGGGAAUAACAUUUUUAUGACCGCCCAGCAGUAACUCUAUUCAGCUGAAUAGACGUCAGUGAUUGGUUGUCAGUGUCCCAAGUUUCAAAGUGUUUCGUUAAGAAAAUACUGGCGCCCCCGUUUUAAAAUAGAUCCGAAUACGGAGAUUAACAAUAUGGUAAAGAAAAAUUUAAUUGAUUUCAAAUUUUAUAUUAAAAAAAAGUCCAAAUUUGAUCCACACCCAUCAAAAAAGGAUGCGCGUGCGCGCCAAUCUCUACACUGAAAAUGAUCGACUGAAAACGAGUGAAACAUGUCUUACAUACUUGUUGUAGGUACUACUAAAGCGGCGUGGUCCCAAACGCGCAGUCGCGCGGCCGCACUAGCUAGUCGUGAGUGGUCGAUCCCAACCCCAACCACAUGUAUUCAUUUGUGCACGCGCACUUUUUGUAGGAUCGACCACUCAUGACUAGCUUACGCGGACGCGCGACUGCGUUAGUAGUACCCUUGUUGUAUAUGUCGGCCUUGUUUUUUCACAUUAAAAGCAACCUAUUCUCAUAGAAGCAAAUGAGAUUUUAAAUAAUUCUCCGUCAUCCAUUCACUAAAAACUUUAACAUACUUCCAAAAUUGAUGCACACACUCCUCGCCACCCAGCAAAAAAUGGGUGCGCACCCAAUAAUCUCUACGGCUCAAUGAAAACAUGUUUUACAUACAGUUCUAUAUUGAAGAGACAAGGAAUUAUGUACAUUAUUUACAUUCGACGGAUAUUUGUCCUUAUCUUGCUUGAUGUUAACACAAUGUUUCGGCUGAUAUACCCUCCAGCCUUCUUCAGGUGUCUUGGGGAAAUUUCCUUAGGUAUUUUUCAAUAUUGUUAUUAUUAUUGUUCAGGUCACUGAUUGGAAUCGAACUCGGAAUCUUGGGGUUAGUAGCCCGCGCUCUUAACCACUAUAUGUAUAUAUAAAGAAUAUCUAAUAAAAUUAUACAAGAUUCCAGUGACCUGAACAAUAAUAAUAAUAAUACCUUAGGAAAGAGAACCCAGGUUCGAAAUUUCCACGGAGACUGAAAAAAAAAAUCGAAAAAAAGUUUAAAAUUUUAAAAAAUUGCGUGUGGGGUGGAAUUUAAAAGGAUCUUUGGGGUUUGACGGGCAACAUUUGUUUUCUUAACGAAACACUUUCAAACUUGGGACAUUGGUAGAAUGUGUCAUAUAAAACAACUUCUCUUAACCUUCUUAACAAAAUUUUGUACAUCGCAAGUUAUUCCAUGUUAAAGUUGUCGUAUUUCUGUAAUUUCAACCAAUCACUGACGUCUAUUCAGCUGAAUACAGUUACUACUGUUUUCUAAGCAGCAGCUUUUGACCGGUAAGAAAAAUGUUAUUCCCCUGACAUAUUUCAUCCGGUUUUUUUGGUUUGUUUUCUUUUGAAACAGACAAAAUUGCAGAAAAAUGGUAAUUCAUACGCAAAUAUUGUUUAUAUAAUAAAUUACGCUGUGCGUGUCUGUUAUUAAUGCACCUCCACCAAGUGCUUCAUUUCCUAGAAAUAGCAGCCAAAUCUUCUUCAAAUCAAACUCUAUUUAGGGAUAGGAUUAAGCAAGAACAAAUCAAAUGAAAAAAUAAACUGAGCAACACGCGUGUUUACGAACAGUCUAGUUAAUCGGAAAUGUCAGAACUAACGAGGAUUAAUACCAUAUACACCGUUACAGCAGUUACUGUAUUCAACUGAAUAGACGUCAGUGAUUGGUUGAAAUUAUCGAAAUAAGACAAUUUUUAACGUGAAAUAACUUCGAAUACAAACAUUUUUUAUCUGUUCUAUACCACAAAAUAUACAAGUAUACGAAGUUUGAAAGUGUUUCGGUACCAAAAACACUACAAAAUGUGGUAUGAUGUCAGUGUCUAGGGAGGCUGACCGGAAGAGGAAAAAGAGCAGAGGGAGCCUCGAUCGGGAUUCGUGCCCUUUUCGAACGGGGUUGUGGUCAGGACAAGAUGUGUUAAGCGACGGUCUAGGUUUGGGAGAAGCAGCUGCUAUUCCUGGUGUUCUUUGGUUCGGGGCAAGCUUCAAGGAUUGGAUACCGCAAGACAGACUCGCAGUCGACGAAAGGAAAACCGAGGUAAGGCGAUUACAUCUACUCGUACGCACACACCACACAAAAAAAAUGUUGCCCGUCAAACCCCAAAGAUCCAUUUAAAAUGUUGAAAACGUGAUGUUUUGCAUAUUCGGAAUCUUCGUCAUCGAAAACCUAUGAAUCCGCUGGGAAAAAAAAAAAAAAAAAACCAUUCCGAAAGUUCGCUUUUUGUGGCGCGGUGACGAUCGACCAGCACCACUAUUUAAUAAUGUGGUGAAUUGGACGCAGUGAAUAUUUAAAUUUGCAAGAAAUUGGAGUUAAAACAAUUCAAUAAACUUGAGAAAUCGAAAUUAUAGGAAAUUUCUAAGAACAUGAAUUUAUAAAAAUAUUUCCGGACGGUCAACCCUUAAAUGGUUGCUUUCUUUUAGUACUUUUAGUAAUUGUUAUAUUAAAAGCUACAGAAUAUGUUUGAAAAAGAACGUGUCCUUAUUUCUGUUUAACCCCACCCAUCUGGCAAUCUAGAAUGCGCAUGUUCAACCGGAAGUUGAAUUCGGCCUUUCAACCUGAUGGUUGCUGUAGUCUUACUUUGAAUUUUAAGUGGAUCGCUUUAUUUCUAAAGGAUAAUUAAUAAGUUUGAAUGUUAUAAUAUAUUUAUCUAUGAUAAUCUAUAGAUGAUUCUCUUCAGCAACGCCACCACCGUCACUGACUUCCUGAUAACAGUUGUAAUUAAUACGAGAAUACCUGAUGUCAUUGGCAUAAAAGGAUUUUUGUACUUUCCUUUACAGAACAAAGAGUGAAAGAAGAAGAAUGGAAAAUGGAUUAUGUAAAACACCAAUUAAAAUAAAAUAAGAGUCCGAAAUUGUUUUUUCUUAUAAAGAUGUGUAAAACAUACCACUGUAAUAUUUGUGAUAAAUCAUUCUCUCAAAAACAUUACCUAGAUACUCACAGAAGUAUCCAUAAAGGAGUAAAACCAUAUCAUUGUGAUAUCUGUAAUAAAUCAUUCUCUAGAACUGGUGAUUUAACUACGCACAAACGCAUUCAUACAGGAGAGAAGCCAUAUCACUGUGAUAUCUGUGGUAAAUCAUUCUCUAGAAGUAGUCAUUUACCUACUCACAAACGAAUCCAUACAGGGGAGAAGCCAUAUCAUUGUGAUAUUUGUGGUAAAACAUUCUCUCAAACACAGGUCUUAACUAUACACAAACGCAUUCAUACAGGAGAGAAGCCAUAUCACUGUGAUAUCUGUGGUAAAUCAUUCUCUCAGAGUGGUGGCUUAAGUACUCACAGACGAACUCAUACAGGUGAGAAGCCAUAUCAGUGUGACAUCUGUGGCAAAUCCUUUUCUCGUGGUAGUUACUUAACUACACACAAACGAAUCCAUACAGGAGAGAAACCAUAUCAUUGUGAUGUUGGUGGUGAAUCAUUCAUUACAACUGUAGCCCUAAGAGCUCACAAAUUCACCCAUACUGAGAAGCCAUAUCACUGUGAUAUCUGUGGUAGAUCAUUCUCUAGAAGUAGUCAUUUACCUACACACAAACGAAUCCAUACAGGGGAGAAGCCAUAUCAUUGUGAUAUUUGUGGUAAAACAUUCUCUCAAACAAAGGACUUAACUAGACACAAGCGCAUUCAUACAGGGGAGAAGCCAUAUCACUGUGAUAUCUGUGGUAAAUCAUUCUCUGUAAGUGGUCAGUUAACUGACCAUAAACGUACUCAUACAGGAGAGAAGCCAUAUCAUUGUGACAUCUGUGGUAAAUCAUUCUCUCAGUGUGGUGGAUUAACUAAUCACAUACGUAUUCAUACAAGAGAAAAACCAUUUCACUGCAAUAUCUGUGGUAAAUUGUUCUCUAGAACUGGUGAUUUAACUAUGCACAAACGCAUUCAUACAGGAGAGAAGCCAUAUAACUGUGAUAUCUGUGGUAAAUCCUUCUCUCAAAGUGGUCAGUUAACUGACCAUAAACGUACUCAUACAGGAGAGAAGCCAUAUCAUUGUGACAUCUGUGGUAAAUCAUUCUCUCAGUGUGGUGGAUUAACUAAUCACAAGCGUAUUCAUACAAGAGAGAAACCAUUUCACUGCAAUAUCUGUGGUAAAUUGUUCUCUAGAAAUGGUGAUUUAACUAUGCACAAACGCAUUCAUACAGGAGAGAAGCCAUAUGACUGUGAUAUCUGUGGUAAAUCCUUCUCUCGAAGUGGUCAGUUAACUGACCAUAAACGUACUCAUACUAGAGAGAAGCCAUAUCAUUGUGACAUCUGUGGUAAAUCAUUCUCUCAUCGUGGUGGAUUAACUAAUCACAAACGUAUUCAUACAAGAGAGAAACCAUUUCACUGCAAUAUCUGUGGUAAAUUGUUCUCUGACUCAAAUAAUUUAGUUAGACACAAACGUAUUCAUAUGGUAGAGGAGUGAUUAUCUGGUAAAUCAUUCUCUCCAAAAUGUAAUCUAACUAUGCAUGUAUAUGUUUAUUCAGAAGCAAAAACGAUUCAAUGGAAAAUAUAUCAAAACAAAUAUUCACACAGCAAAGAAGAUAUUGUACUACCCAAAUCUAUAUUAUAUAAAACCUCAAUAUCUAUAUUCAUGGGAUAACUUAUAUUGUGCUAUUGUUAAUAAAAGCAAAAUAUCUAUUUAUAUUCUCUGUAAUAUAUUUCCGAAACAGAAAAGCUGAAACCAAUUUAUUUGAUAAAGUGAGUAAAUAACAUGGAUCAUGUUAGAACAUGAAUGUGUGUCUAUUAUGUUAGAAAUACAUGCACAAACCAGAAAACAAGAUCUUACAUUUUCACUUAUAUAUACACACCUUAUUGUAUCUAAUGUAUAUUUUGGUUUAAGUAUUACCGUAUUUUCCAACAUACAAGUCAGUGUACUAUAUAACUAUAUAGUAUAAACAUUCAAACAUAUCACUCUUUCCACAUAUGCUGCAUUUCACACUGCAUUUUCAGUUGUAAAUUUCGGUUUGAAAAAUUUGAUUUGUAUGCUGGAAAAUACAGAAUUAUGAAAUUGUUAUCAGCAGUGGUUCCUAAUCUUUUUACUGUCACAGUCUUCUUCCUUGUAUGUAAAUGAAUUGACUUGUGGACUCCCAAGCUUCUGAAAGGUCUACUUAAGAAAAUUUAUUUAAAAGCAAACUUAUUUUCCUAAUUUCAUCUCAUUUAAAAGAAAUAUGUAAUUCAAUAUGCAAUUAAAUAAAUGAUAAUUUUUAAAAAA